CGAAACAAAAAAUAAUUCGCCAAUUGGAUUGCCACUAAUAAAUGCAGUGGAAGAAGAGGUUUACUCGAUUGAAAGCAGCUACUGGAAAUUCGCGUGUGCGAAGAAUGCUUUGUUGUGGACGUAGAAAGGAGAAUGGCAGAUCAGUUCCUGAUGUCACCGCCAGCCCGGGACGAGCUCCGCCGGGCCCGCUGCCCGCCAAUCAGAUGUCGGCGCUGGGCAACCAGCAACAGGGCCAACAGCAACAUCAUCAUGGCAAUCAGCAGCAGCAGCAACAUCAUGGCAAUCAGCACCAGAAUCGCGGUCAAAGCGGUAGCAUAUCGAAUGCGGCCGGCGUCAAGGAUCCCGUCCUGCUGCAGGGUGACUUUCGUAAAGUCAGCGGCAUCAGUUCCGAGAUCUUUCGCCAGAUAGAGGCUGUUGAGAAUGAUCAUGAUCCGAAUACAGCUGCCGCCCUGGAGGCGGUUGAGCGGCGGGGGGAGAUGAUUGUGCGCAUUCUGGAGCCACGUUGUAUGGGCAGCAAACAAGCAGUCGAUGCGGCCCACAAGCUGAUGAACAAGGCCGAUGGAAGACAUACAGUGCAGUUGGUUGAAAUUGUAAAGCGUCCGGGCCAGACAUUGGGUCUCUAUAUACGCGAAGGCAAUGGAGCCGAUCGUACCGAUGGUGUCUUUAUUUCCCGCAUUGCUUUGGAAUCGGCAGUCUAUAACAGCGGAUGUCUGAGGGUUGGCGAUGAAAUACUUGCCGUUAAUUUGGUGGACGUCACCCAUAUGUCGCUGGACGAUGUUGUUAUCAUCAUGUCAAUUCCCCGUCGUCUGGUUCUUGCCAUACGCCAGAGGCGAGGCAAUCGGGGCACCGGCUCCCCGGGACCGCCAACGUUAUCACGGCCAGAACAGAAGCCGCCACCGGUGGUGGUCAUUAAGCGAGACCUGAGGGACGAGGAUCUGGAUGAAACGGAUCGAAUGCCGCGGCCGCGGUCAUCACGUGAAAGACGUACAGGUGAUGGCCGUGAGAUGACCGAAUCGCGCUCCCGUCUUGGUCUAGGCCUCAAUAACUAUAGUCCGCAAUCGGAGCAGCUGGAUAUGUACUAUAACACGCGAGGAGGAGCACCAGUGAAUGUGAACGCAAUGGGAGAGCCACCAAACUGGGGCUAUAAGCCGCCGCCACCGCCAUCCUCGGUUAUCACAGAGCAGCCCACUAAGGGUCAUGGUCAUGCUUUUGCUCCCUCACAUGCCUACUAUCAGAAUGCUGGGACCUUGGAGAGCCUAGCCGAGAAAGUGCAUUCGUUUUAUCCGGGUGCACCUGGACCAGCUGUAGUCGGAGGUCCUUCCCGCCGGAUGUCCACAGGGACUGGUAAUGUAGGCCUGGUCCAACAGCAUGCACGAUUUCCCCGUUCUGGUUCCGAUCAACACUUGCCGCGUGUUGAGUAUGCAGACUAUUCCAACUCCCUGGGCAGGCAUUCGUUACUCCGUUCCAGCCUGAAGCCAGGCACAGCCGGAGGAGCACCCAUGCCUGUCGGAGUUGGUGGCACUCUGGGUCGCUAUGGCCGUUAUGAGCAACAACGCGGAGGUGUCUCCAAAUACGGUCCACCAGCGGCUGGGGCUCAGUCGCUGACACGUCGGUCGCGACCAAACCUCGACUACUCCAGCGAUACAGAGGCAACUAUUGGACCUCGUCCAAGUUAUUAUUACUACAACAGACCCGCCAUUGGCAGCAUGCCUCGUGGAGCUGGCCAUGUGGGAGCCGGCGGAGCAGCUGCAGCAGCUGCCAUGCUGGCGGGUGCAACAGAUCUCAACAAAUUCAAUUCACUGCCGCGGGAGAGGCCUGGAGUGAGAUUACAGGGGAUACGCUCACGAAUCGGUGAUCGUAUUAUGGAUGAGAACGAUGGCAAUACAUCCGCUCCGGAGUUCGAUGCGAGACGUGGACGAGAUCUGAGACAGCGAAUUACGGCCAGCCCCUCCAUCUUCACGGCCGAUGAGUAUCGCGCCUGGUUACGAAGGGCACCAAGCAGCUCGGCAAUUGCGGAGCAGAUGCGUAUGACUCGUGAUAUGUUUGCUCAGCCGCGAUCACAUCGAUUCUCCUGUAGUGCCGAGAACAUUCACGAUGCCCUGCGGAAUACCGAAAGCAUCUACUCGAGCAGAACGGGAAUUCUAGGUACUGGCACCCUGGAUCGCAAUAUGGGAUUAACUCGCCCCAUUUCUGCAUUACCGGUGCGUUCGAUGUCCUCGCAACAUAUUGGUGGAGCCGGCUCCAUACGGUCACCCAGCAUACGACGUAUGCGACAGCUCCUGGAACUGUCGGCUGGUCCGGCCAGCCCCAGUGGUAGUAUUAUGAGCACUGGUGGCCAUCAGAGUCCAGCGCCGACGCCCAGUGCAACUUUGCCGCGUCAGCAUCGACAGAUUGACAUCAAUCCGGCGGAGUUCGCCAAAUACAAGUUGGACAAACCGAUCGUAGACAUCGGCGGCGUAUCGGGAAUGCUGUGGAUUCAUUUGCUGGCCGGUCGGGGAUUGCGAACGGCGCCUGAGAUGGCAGCUGGUGGCCAGCAUGUGGGCGUGGCUCCAGGUGCACCGCCUCCAGGACAGACCAGAGAUCUGUACUGUGUCAUUGAAUGUGAUCGGGUGCACAAAGCUCGCACAGUGGUGCGUUCCGGUGACUUGCAAUUCGAUUGGGAUGAAUCCUUUGAGUUGGAUUUGGUGGGCAAUAAGCAAUUAGAUGUGUUGGUCUACUCCUGGGAUCCGCAGCAUCGGCACAAGCUCUGCUACCGCGGAGCCAUCUCACUAUCGGCUGUCUUGCGGCAGUCGCCACUCCAUCAGUUGGCUCUGAAGGUGGAGCCGCGUGGCACCAUCUACAUACGUAUGCGGCACACAGAUCCAUUGGCUUUAUAUAAGCGACGUGGCCUGCCCAGCUUAAGGGCCGGUUAUCCCACACUCUUUGGAGCCGAUCUGGAGACAGUCGUCAACCGGGAAUCUAAGGGAGCGCCAGGUUGUGCACCCGUGCCCAUUGUGUUGCGACGCUGUGUGGAGGAGGUGGAGCGACGUGGUCUCGAUAUAAUCGGAUUGUAUCGGCUGUGUGGCUCGGCCACGAAAAAGCGUCUAUUGCGCGAAGCCUUCGAGCGUAAUAGUCGUGCCGUGGAAUUGAGCCCGGAACAUGUUCCUGAUAUAAAUGUUAUUACCGGCGUGCUCAAGGAUUAUCUCAGGGAGCUGCCCGAACCGCUGUUUACCCGUUGUCUCUUCCAAAUGACGGUGGAUGCCUUGGCUGUUUGCCUACCAGACGAUCCUGAGGGUAAUGCGAAAUUGAUGCUUAGCAUACUCGAUUGCCUGCCAAGGGCGAAUAGGGCUACUCUCGUUUUCCUGCUAGAUCAUUUGUCGCUGGUCGUUUCGAAUUCGGAGCGCAAUAAGAUGUCCGCCCAGGCGCUGGCCACAGUGAUGGGUCCACCGCUGAUGCUGCACUCGGCUAGUGCGCAGCCGGGGGCUGAUAUCGAUCAUGCCCAGCCGAUAGCGGUAUUAAAGUAUCUGCUACAGAUAUGGCCACAGCCGCAGACGCAGCAUCAGCAGCUGGCGCAGCACAUGACCACAGCCGGCAGUAUGAGCAAUAUGGCUGGCGUUGCUUCAGGUCGGCGCGGCGAGUCAACAGGGCAGCGUGGAAGCAAAGUCAGUGCGUUGCCAGCGGACAGACAGCAAAUACUACUGCAGCAGCAGCAGCAGCUCAUGGCGGCGGGCAAUCUUCUACGCUCGUCCACUUCGGUAACCAACAUACUCUCCCAAGGCCAUCAUCAGCUCUCAGCCACAGCCAACACUCAUCUGUAUCAAUCAGUAGUGGGUCAGUUAGCUCAAUCGCAUCGAGCCUUGCAACAAGCGGUGCAACAGCCCUAUCAAUUGGGGGGCUCAGCGGGCUCAGUAAUUCCCGACCAAUCGCCACUGCCACUUCCAGGCACACCCUCCCCAGGCAGUAGCUCGGCUUCGACGGGCUCCGGCUCGGGAUCGGGUUCGGGAUCGGGUAAAAGCACUGAUACAAUUAAGCGAGGUGCCUCGCCUGCGUCCGUCAAGCAGGUGAAAAUCAUCGACACUGCCAGCCCGUAUUCGAUUGUGCAGAAGAAGCCGCCACUACAGAAAGAUGUUCACAUUGAUCUGACAACGCCCACUACCCAGACGGAUGCUCAAGCCAAAGGCCUAAGUAGCACCGCUGCAACAACAACUCCACUUCGCAAGGGCAAUGUCGAUUUCUAUGAACCGCACAAACGUGAUGACUCCAACUCCAGCUAUAGCUCCUCCAAGUACGCCAGUCUGGAUGCCAAAAAGAACAAUUACGGCAGUAGCAACAACAACGGCAGCAGCAGCAACAACUACACGCCCAGCAAGUCGAGCAUUUCCACUGACGAUUACAAGGCCAUACGAAACAAGUCGAGUGCCACCUCCAGUUCGAGCUCAUCUCAGGCCACAGUGCUGAGUGCAGCAGGUUCAACGGGCACUUCGGCACCCACCACAUCCUCAGACGACUCGGACGAUCUUGUCUCGUACAAGUCGUCGGCCUCUACUAAUGCCCUGCUGGCUCAAUCUCAGGCCAUGACCACCAGCCAGCUGAUGUCCAAGUAUUUGAAACGUGAACCGCGUGUCCAAUUUACACCCAUCAAGUCACCGGAAUCACCAUCACCGCCAGGCGGAGGCGAUGGUCUGCCCAAAGGUACCUAUCAACUGAUUGCAUCUGGUGGCAGCUCUUCCUCCUCGCCCUCCGUCAAGCCGAGUGCCACAACGGGAGCCAUCAGCAAGUACACAACAUCAUCAUCCGCUGAUACCAGCAGCCAGAGAAUGCUCUCGUCACCAUCACGCCUGUCCAAGGAUAAUAACAAAUCCAACACAAGUGCAGCUGGGACUAGCGCUUCCACCUCGUCGUCCAUUGUAUCGACGGGGCGGCGUCUGUUCGAUAGUCUGGCCUCGUCUUCAUCCUCGGAAACGGAGACCAAAACCUACAUUGGCGGCACCACAGUGGCCAGUUCGGCCAGCACCACCACAACCUAUACGAAUGACAGUAGUAGCCAUAAGUCGGGUUCGGGUUCAGGGUCGGGGGCAGGAUCAGAGCAUAGAAGUUUCGGUAGCACACUAUUUGGUAGCAGUGGCUUGGGCAACGGUUCGUCUAGUAAUCAUUCUAGCAGUAAUCAUCAUUCUGGCACGAAUGGCAAUGGCACUCACAAUGCCAUGCAUCUGUAUGGAACGCUACCAAAGAAGGAUGGCCCAAGUGCCGGAGCCGCUCUCUUUGGCGGCACAGCCAGUUCCUCAUCCUACCAUUCGGGUGGCAGUGGCUCUGGUACGGCCAGCAGCAGUGGGGUUAGUUCCAUGACUGGUUCCACCAAUAGCUAUGAUUUCUAUACGAGCAGCAGCAGCAGCUCCCACACUAGCAGCAGUUCGCGUCCCUUUGCCAACGGGGGUAACAAUUACCAUACGCUAGGCACAUAUAGGGCACAGUAUGCGGCCACCAAUCCAUUUCUCGAUGCCUUUGACGAGAAGCCCCACAGCAAUGGGGGCGGCAGUGGCAGUAGUAACAAUGGACACCACAUCAGUGAGGAUAAGCUAGGCGCUGCAUCGGUUGCCGCCGAUAAGCGAACAUCCGUAAUGGCUGCUUUUCAGUCAUCGGGUGAGUCAUCGAAGAACGGCAGCGAUGAGUACGAUGAUCUCAAAUGAGUGAACCGUCGGAAUAGGACAGAAUAUCAUUCAAUGCGUAUAAUGCUAUAGCUUAACCGUUAUUCAAACAUAACGAAACCAUGCUGAACGUGUUCUUUUGGAGUAUUUACAGUUUACAAAUUUACACAGAAUUAUGUUAGAAAACGAUAAAAAUUAAAAAAAA
Messenger RNA from Drosophila willistoni, 5829 nucleotides. It is a transcript of the gene RhoGAP100F, whose product is annotated as rho GTPase-activating protein 100F. Lineage: Eukaryota; Metazoa; Arthropoda; Insecta; Diptera; Drosophilidae. The transcript is spliced from 10 exons. Gene Ontology annotation, biological process: signal transduction. Gene Ontology annotation, molecular function: protein binding. The record is from RefSeq and is a predicted model, not a curated record. Bases 42 to 5666 code for a protein of 1874 amino acids.